AUGACGAAGACGGCGAAGUCGUCGGGAAAGAAGCCAUUCGGCGCGAAUGAUCUGAUUUUGCGGUCGAACGUGAGGAGGGCGCUCCCGGAUGAGGACGUCGAGGUGGGGGUGACGGAGGACGCAUCAAGCGAGGGGACGAAGCGGAAGAGGGCCCCUUACACGAAGGGGCCAUGCGAGCACGGAGUGAAGCCCCGGUCGCAGUGCAAGGUGUGCAGCGCUUGUCCGCACGGGAAGAGGCGCAGAUACUGCAAGGAGUGCGGUGGGUCUCAAAUCUGCGAGCACGGUCGUAUACGCACUCUGUGCAAGGAGUGCGGUGGGUCUCGCAUCUGCGAGCACGGUCGUGAGCGCCGCAGGUGCAAGGAGUGCGGUGGGGGGUCAAUCUGCGAGCACGGUCGUCAGCGCUCUUACUGCAAGGAGUGCGGUGGGUCUGGAAUCUGCGAGCACGGUCGUCAGCGCCAUUAUUGCAAGGAGUGCGGCGGGGGCUCAAUCUGCGAGCACGGUCGUCGGCGCUCUGAGUGCAAGGAGUGCGGUGGGGGCUCAAUCUGCGAGCACAGUCGUGUACGCUAUACAUGCAAGGAGUGCGGUGGGUCUCAAAUCUGCGCGCACGGCCGUCAGCGCUCUACGUGCAAGGAGUGCGGUGGGUCUCAAAUCUGUGAGCACGGUCGUAUACGCUCUACGUGCAAGGAGUGCGGUGGGUCUCAAAUCUGCGAGCAUGAUUGUAUACGCUCUACGUGCAAGGAGUGCGGUGGGGGCUCGAUCUGCGAGCACGGUCGUCAGCGCGAUUAUUGCAAAGAGUGCGGUGGGUCUCGAAUCUGCGCGCACGGUCGUGAGCGUCGUUACUGCAAGGAGUGCGGUGGGUCUGGAAUCUGCGAGCACGGUCGUCAGCGCAAACAGUGCAAGGAGUGCGGUGGGUCUGCAAUCUGCGAGCACGGUCGUCAGCGCCAUCAAUGCAAGGAGUGCCGCGGAUCGUCUGUUCCCGUGGGGAGAUGGGUCUUGUGA
Micromonas commoda is the source of this 999-nucleotide messenger RNA. RefSeq lists its product with no specific name. The coding region runs from base 1 to 999 and encodes 332 amino acids. NCBI's taxonomy places the organism in Eukaryota, Viridiplantae, Chlorophyta, Mamiellophyceae, Mamiellales, Mamiellaceae. The transcript has a single exon. The record is from RefSeq and is a predicted model, not a curated record.